UGCGUGGUUGUUCUUUUUUAUGGAGGGGAAAAUGUCAAGGAGAUCGGGCACUUGCGUGAGGUGUUGUUUGGUGAUAUUCGGCGGUGGUUUCGACUCUGAUGAUUUGCAGACCGAUAAUUUAUUGGAGAUUCAAGAAGAUGAUAAGGUUGUCCGAUUCCAAAGCUUCUUCUGAUCAACUCCCUCGCAAAUCCGAUUCCUCCCAACACCCAUUCGUUUCCCCCACUCCGUCUCCCCCUACGUCGCCCGUCGCAAAUCCCACGACCAUCGUGGCGGCGACGGAGUCAACGACGUUCUCGACUCCUGGUCACACAGCCACCACCUUCCUCAUCUGCCUCGUCUUACUUCCAGGGGAAGUAUGCCAAGCUGUCUCUCUUCGCCAAUCUCUUUUGAUCCAGAUCCAACAAACUGCGGAAUCCAGAUCCCGAUAUUGAUGUCGCUGCUGCGGAUUCAGUUUAGCCUGCUGGCUCUUCUUCUUCUUCCUGGUUUUCUUCGAUCCUACUUAGUCGAUGGAAGAAGCAAUCUGUUGUGGUGAGGGCCAGCCCAACCAACACUGGAACUAGAAUGCAGGGAGCUUGGCGAGGUGCGGGUGGCGGUGAAGCCAAAUCUCUCCAUGUCUGCAUCGUAUUGCGCGAAUCGGUCCCGAAAGCUAGCGGACUUCGAGUGGGCGAUGAUGGGAGAAGUAAGGGGAAAUCGACGACAGAGGUUGGAAGACGGGAGAGGGAAAGGGAAAUUCCCAAUCGAUUAGUUUAUGUUUAUGUUUUUUUAUUAUUUUAUUAUUUUCUUUUAUGGAAAAUAAUUAUUAAUUCCACUU
Messenger RNA from Linum trigynum, 811 nucleotides. The record is from the annotation of a GenBank genome assembly. NCBI's taxonomy places the organism in Eukaryota, Viridiplantae, Streptophyta, Magnoliopsida, Malpighiales, Linaceae.